AUGUCCGACCUCGUCGGCUGGUCAACAGGGCUUUUGGCAUUCCGUAGCGGUUCAGCCCAUUUCACCAGAUUCAUCAUGUCUUUUCUCUCGGCCAGCUUUGCCUCGCUGGAUUGGCGAUUAAUUCUACCGAUAAACGCAAACCGGAGAGGCCUCCGGCGCUACGUUCGCUUCGCCUCAGACGUACAGUUUGCUUCUGCAACCAGACGGACUGAACUCACGACGGUGUGUUUGUGUGCAGAUCUCGAGGCCGAUUCGCCCGACUAA
Molecule: messenger RNA, 264 nt
Organism: Protopolystoma xenopodis
Lineage: Eukaryota; Metazoa; Platyhelminthes; Monogenea; Polystomatidea; Polystomatidae
Source: the annotation of a GenBank genome assembly